AUUGCUGCUUUUAACUCUCUAUACGAAGAGAUUAGAUUGGUAGUUCUUUGACAUGGACACCGUCACAUUGAACUCUCGUUUAUCCUACGCAACUCAAACAAAGGCGAAAGAAUGCUAACCUUAAGUGACUGUUACUCUUUCAUCGUUGACACUUUUGGCAACUUUCGUUCCGAACAACCAACGCCCACGCAAAUCAACUGUAAUCGUUUGAACACACUACCGUUGGUGGAUGGCAACGAUGUACGGUCUUUGUACAACACACAAUGAUACGUUACCAAAUAUUGCGGUCCACAUCGCGCCAAACCUGAAUUCUGAAAACCUCGAAACCUGUGCGUUGCGCGCGUAUCACACGAACGUGUCAAUAAUCAAUCAACGCAACUCUUUUCUGUUUGAAAUUCCAUGUGCAUACACGUCUUUUUGUGUACAAAAUAUCUAAAUGGCCUUAUUGAUUUGAUAUGCGGGGUGAAAACGCAAAAAUAACGAACAUCGAACUACUCGCUGCUUUUUUGCCUGUCACUGUGGGCCUCAUCGCGGUGCUGUGUUUUUGGUUUGUCUAUGAAGUCUAAUUGACUUCAAAAACACUUCUUCUGAAAAAGUUCUCAAGUCUGAGACGCGCCGUCCCAAGGAUUCGACAAUUCAUUGUUCUUGUUUAGUUGUCCAAAGCAGAUGGAGUCGAAACAAAAUGGAAGUCAAGAAUCGAACCCUAAACUGGGUUCUCAAGAGUCCACCUCAUAUUCUGGAUUUGGCAUGUUGAGCUCUUUUGGGAAACAGCCGAGCACUAUGUCAUCUUUUUCUUCUAAUCUAGACCAACAGCAGCAAGCGCAGACCAAUAAACCGUCAUUUUCCACGCUCUCGCCUAAAUUUGGACAACAACAGCAAACACCUGCUAAUACGUCGUCUUUCUCCGCCAAGCUGGGCCAACAGCAGCAAUUGCCAUUCGGUGGUACCUCGGCCUUUUCUUCCAACCCACAACAAGCCUCAAACACCCCUUCGUUUUCGUUUUCAGCAAAGUCCGAACAGCAAAAACAAGAAACGUCUGGUGGUACAUUUUCCUUUGAGCCGCAGCAAGCGUCAGGCACUCCUUCAUUUUCGUUCUCAGCUAAGCCCGAGCAGCAAAAACAGGAAACCUCUGACAGCGCUCCUUCGUUUUCCUCCAAGCCACAACAGCAGGCGCCGAGUACCCCUUCGUUUUCGUUCUCAUCUAAGCCUGAACAGCAAAAACAAGAAACACCUAGCAAUAUUCCCUCAUUUUCCUCCAAGCCGCAACAAACAUCGAGCGCUACUUCGUUCUCGUUCUCAGCUAAACCCGAACCGCAAAAACAACAGCAAUCAGGCGCCACUCCUUCAUUUUCGUUCUCAUCUAAGCCAGAACAGCAAAAACAGCCGUCAGACGCCACGACACCGUUUCCGUCUUCGUCCAAGCCGGAACAGCAGCAACAACAAUCAUCGGGCACUACUACCUCGUUUUCAUCAAGCUCAGCACAACAAGCCUCGAGCGGCGCCCUCAAACCCGUUGACAGCCAAGGUCCAUCCUUCAAGCCGCCAACUUCGUCUUCUAUUCCAAAAACCAGCUUUUCUACCAGCUCGUCUGGCCAUGCAACAACUAGCUUCAAGCCACCAACCUCUCUUGAUGCGCCAGCUUCGGAAAAUACCGCCAAAACAACUUUCUCAAGUCAGAAUCAACAGAACAACCAAACAACGGCGCCAGCUUCAAAUGUCUCAAACGUUCCUUCCUCAACCGAGGGCUCUCCUUCCUUGAGCAGCUGGCAACCGCCUUCUAAACCCGCUCUAGAUGGCGCGUCUAAACCAACGUCCUCGUCUGCCGCGCCUCUCCCUUUUUCUUCCACUCCUCAACCAUCUAAGACAGAUUUCCUCACCACCCUUAAAAACAAGCCCCUUGAAGACGUGAUCAACGACUGGACGAACCAGAUUGAGCAGGACAAGGACAACUUCAUCAAACAGGCACUCCUUGUUUCCAGCUGGGACAAGAAGGUCAACGAGAAUGGCCAAAAAAUACUCCUUUUAAAACAGAAUGUAGACCUGGUAUACGCCGCUCAGAGCGAGCUAGAUCAGAAUUUGGAACUGAUUCACUCACAACAGAGCGAGCUGAAUAACAUGCUGUCAACUCUAGAGAACCAAGUCGAACAGUGGUCCUUGGCUCAAGAUCUAUCCCCUAUAGAUCGAGAGCGCGAGAAGGGAUAUAAAUUGGCAGAAAAUAUCAAUAUUCUGUUGGACCGAAUGUCUGUCAAAUUGAAAGAGCUCGUCAACAAACUGAACUCCGCCCAAGAAAGAGAAUUAGAGAGCGACAACCCUAUUGCUCAGAUAGUGCAAAUACUAAAUGCGCACCUGAGCUCUUUGCAGUGGAUAGACCAGACUUCCACUGCACUGAACGCAAAACUACUGACCCUCAGUAAACAGUCCUAAUCGCCUCGGUACGAUAAAUGGGUGCACCAGCUGAAUGCAGGAACUAGAAAAACAAAACAGGAAGGUGGCACGAAGCUAGAAAAAAAGUGUACCGAGAGCAACCCUACUGGACAGAACUGAGAGAGCACGCCAGCGAAAAAAAUUGACCUCAAGGAGAGAGUGCAAAAAAAAAAGGUCCUCUAGAGCAAUAUAGCACGUUGUCUAACAUUCAGCAACAAUGCAGCAUGUGGGGUAGGGCGGCGAUCGCAUGGGCUAAUGCGUCGGCCCCUCCUUAUUAUCAAAAUAAUAACCAUCACUGCCUGCACCCCAUCCACAUAUACACCAUACACACCUUAUUACACAAGGCGGUGCAAGAAUGAAGGCCGCGCUGUAUACAGCCAAUAAAGCUCACCUGGUCCCACUUUGAUAAUUUUUGACAGCUGGUGAACCCUACAGUGCGCAUGUCCUGUGAGGUAAUGCACUUGGUUGUAAUUCCUGCUGUGUGAAGACUUCCUGUUUUUAACUUGUCGAAACCACGUCAACGACACCUCGAUUGUAGCGCAUACAAUCACCGGGAUCCAUGAAUGCGAGCAAAACUGCCUGCGUGUCUCCAUUACUUUUACCCACCUUCUAUCGAGGAAGAGGGGACCUAGUACACAAACCCUACAAACGCUUUGUCUGCUUCAUUCAGCCCCCAUUCCCAAAAUCUGACAUGUCGCGACGCAAGUGCAGCCCGUCAUCCUCUGAUAAAGUUAUCUGCAUACUCAUUCUUGUCGUAUCUACUAUCUUGCUACUGUUCUGAAUCACUCUACCACCCCCCCUAAUUUCUGGUCUUAUUACUCUCACAUGCAAAAUGCUAUUAUGUUACAUCCGUCUUUUCAAAUUCUACCAUUUUAGUUUCAUACUUCUUUAAUUUCAUAAGCAACAAUGACGAUCCACAGCAAAAAGAGCCCUACCAGUUUUUGAGGAAGGUUUGUCUCCCUCGCGUAGAGAAAUAUAACAUACUAUAUGGCGAGUCGUGCGUAUGCGUACAGAGUCUAAAAAUGUACACGAUAUAGCUAGGAAUAUCACCACAAGCGAUAGGCACACACCUAUUUUUGCAUGAUCGAUAAUUCUAUAUGUACUGCAAACAAUUAAUGCUCCUGGUCCAAGAAAUACUAUACUGCACUGUUGUUUUUUACAUGCGCGACCUUGUUGACUCGAACGUAAUAAAUGCACGUUUGUAGACACUAUAACCUCCCGUAGAGAGUCAUUGCCCGUAUAUCUCUAUUGAUAUAUAUA
Messenger RNA from Schistocerca gregaria, 3684 nucleotides. RefSeq names its product nuclear pore glycoprotein p62-like. Bases 667 to 2424 code for a protein of 585 amino acids. NCBI's taxonomy places the organism in Eukaryota, Metazoa, Arthropoda, Insecta, Orthoptera, Acrididae. Gene Ontology annotation, biological process: protein import into nucleus; RNA export from nucleus. The record is from RefSeq and is a predicted model, not a curated record. Gene Ontology annotation, cellular component: nuclear pore; nuclear pore central transport channel. The transcript is spliced from 2 exons. Gene Ontology annotation, molecular function: phospholipid binding; structural constituent of nuclear pore.